Messenger RNA from Capsella rubella, 858 nucleotides. RefSeq names its product thylakoid lumenal 16.5 kDa protein, chloroplastic. The transcript has 4 exons. The record is from RefSeq and is a predicted model, not a curated record. NCBI's taxonomy places the organism in Eukaryota, Viridiplantae, Streptophyta, Magnoliopsida, Brassicales, Brassicaceae. The coding region runs from base 44 to 700 and encodes 218 amino acids. Gene Ontology annotation, biological process: photosystem II repair.
CGAAAAUGCCAACUAGAAAUUUCAAAGAGAAGAAGAAGCUGAAAUGGCGAAAUCACUCCUUUGUUCUUCCACCCUAAACCCAUUCUUCUCUGCCACUCUCUCUCCUUCAACUUCAUCGAGGAAGAACCAAAUUGCAUACUCAGGAAACAGCAAGAACCAGACAUCGUCUCUGUUAUGGAACAGAAGGGAUUUGUCGCUUGGAUUUAUGAGCAGCUUAGUUGCGAUUGGUCUCGUGAGUAACGACAGAAGAAGACAAGACGCGAAUGCAGCGAUCCUUGAAGCUGAUGACGAUGAAGAGCUUCUGGAGAAAGUGAAGCAAGAUCGGAAGAAGAGGAUCGAGAGACAAGCUGUUCUUAGUUCUGCUGUAAAGGAAAAAGGGUAUUUGCAGGAUCUUGUCUUCAAGCUAAGUAAAGUAGGACAAGCCAUUGAGAACAAUGAUCUAUCAGCUGCAGGUUUGGUUUUAGGGAAAGGCACUGAUACCGAAUGGGUCAAAACUGUUAAUUUGGCUUUCACAAAGUUGAGUACAACCCCAGAAGAGAAUACAGAAGUGGAAGCAUUUAACUCAUCAUUAGCUUCUCUUAUUACAUCAGUGAACAAGAACGAUAUAGAAUCAUCGAAGCUCGCUUUCGUGUCAUCGGCUGGCGCAUUUGAGAAGUGGACAACUUUGACAGGUGCUUUGGAACAGCUUAAGGGACUGUGAUAGGCUACAACCUCUUUACUAUUUGUUGUGUUUUUGUAUUUUUUCUGACAGAUUGUCAAAAAGAGGAUUCUUUUCUCUCCAAGUAAAUCCGUUUGAUAAUCCAUCUUCUUAACAUCUUUGCUUAUCAUUUUAUUCAUACGUUUGUUCAGUUUUUUCAA